UCCUGUGAUUUCCCCAAAAAGCCCCCACUCAAGUAGAGACGAGCGAGAGAAGAGUAUAAAGAUAAGCAUUUUCACAGCUGCAAUCACUCCUCUCUCGUUCCAUCAAAACGCCAUGUCUUUGAUUUUCCGAGCUUCUUCACCUUUCACAAUCCAUCGCUCCAUCUCUCCCUCUUCUCUCUCCUUCCCUAUCUUCCGCCAUUUCCUCAAAUCCCAUUGCAGACUCCCCAAACGCAGAAUCUCCACUGCUUCUCUCUCCGCCUCCGCCUCUGCUUCUCCUUCUCCUUCUCCUUCUCCAAGAACCCUAGUUUCACAAUCUGACCUCAGGAACUCAGCUCCUGGCGAGAACAAUUCUCUCGUAUGGGUCAGCCGCACGGCCUACUGCGGUAAUCUGACGGAUGUCGAUGUCGGGAAGCGCGUCAGGCUCUGCGGGUGGGUCGCGCUCCAUCGGAUUCAUGGCGGGGUCACGUUCGUCAGUCUCAGAGAUCAUACUGGGAUCGUUCAGAUUACAUCGCUUCCUGAUCAGUAUCCUGAUGCACAUUUUGCUGUGAAUAAGCUGAGACUUGAGUAUGUUGUUUCUGUGGAGGGCCUUGUUUGAUCUCGGCCAAGUGAAUCUGUAAAUAAGAAGAUGAAAACUGGUACAAUAGAGAUUCUCUCCAACCUUUUGUUGCGGCAUAGCGUGGUCAAGCUCAUCCGACGGUAUCUAGAGGAUAUGCACGAUUUUGUGGAGAUUGAGACUCCAAUCCUAUCUAGAUCUACACCUGAAGGUGCUCGAGAUUACCUUGUACCUUCACGAGUUCAGGGAUUGGGUGCUGUGAGUUGGGUGCCUUUUUGGGGUGUGGCUAGGGAUGUAGCCUUUAUAUUUUUUUCCUUUUCCAUCUUACCAUUCUACCACCUUUUGAAGAACCUUGUCCUCAAGUUUCAUUCUCUCUUCGGUCCCUCUUCAGAGAAAUUGGAUUGCCAAAUUUAUAAGGAAGUGCCCAAAUCUAUGUUGUUCCCGAGCUAUCUUGAAUCGAGUUUUUUUGUUCAUGAAGUUGGACCUAAUGUGAUCAUGGCAACAAGUGGUGGAUCCAUUCAAGCUAUUCUGCUAUCAUUUUGGAUCCUGUUUCUUUCUAACACCAUUCAAUUCAAUAUCUGCAAUGGAAAACCCAACAUGGGUUGCUUGGAAAUGGAGAAAAAAGCGCUGCUUGAAUUCAAGAAUGGCCUUGUAGAUCCUGCAAGAAGGUUCUCCUCUUGGUUGGAUGGUGACUGUUGCGCGUGGGAAGGAUUUUAUCGUGUUUCUUUUGUUGGCAGGUGUUUUCGUGAUGAAGACCUGAGAGCUGAUAGACAACCUGAGUUCACACAGCUAGAUAUGGAAUUGGCUUUUACCCCUUUGGAAGACAUGCUGCAACUUAAUGAAGACUUGAUAAGACAUGUGUUUAAAGAAAUAAAAGGAAUCCAACUUCCUGACCCUUUCCCGAGGCUUACAUAUGCAGAAGCAAUGAGUCGAUUUGGGUCAGACAGACCAGAUCUUCGAUUUGAUAUGGAGCUGAAAGAUGUGUCUGGAGUUUUCUCCGAGUCCACUUUCAAGGUCUUUGCAGAUACCUUGGCAAGUGGAGGGAUUAUCAGGGUGUUAUGUGUGCCUACGGGAGCAAAAAGAUAUUCAAAUACAGCUCUUAAGAAAGGUGACAUUUACAAUGAAGCAAUUAAAUCAGGAGCAAAGGGUUUACCUUUUCUCAAGGUCUUGGAUGAUGGUGACCUUGAAGGGGUUCCAGCUUUACUGUCAAGUCUACAACCCACCAAUAGAGAACAAUUGUUGAGAUUAUGCUCUGCAAAAUCAGGCGAUCUUAUCUUGUUUGCAGUGGGUCAGCAAGCAUCAGUUAAUAAGACCCUUGACCGGCUUCGGCUAUUCACAUCACAUGAGUUGGGAUUGGUUGACCAUUCAAAACAUUCAAUCCUGUGGGUGACCGACUUUCCAAUGUUUGAAUGGAACAGUUCCGAGCAGAGGCUUGAGGCUCUUCACCACCCUUUUACUGCACCAAACCCUGACGACAUGAAUGACCUUUCUACUGCCCGUGCUUUGGCUUAUGACAUGGUCUACAAUGGAGUAGAGAUUGGUGGAGGGAGUCUGAGAAUUUAUAAGCGUGAUGUGCAAGAAAAGGUCUUAGAAACUGUUGGUAUCACCCAUAAACAGGCUGAAGAAAAAUUUGGCUAUCUUUUGGAGGCUCUGGACAUGGGGGCUCCUCCACAUGGGGGGAUCGCAUACGGAUUGGAUCGGUUGGUGAUGCUUUUGGCCGGAGCUAAUUCAAUCAGAGAAGUCAUAGCUUUUCCAAAGACCACAACGGCCCAGUGCGCCCUCACUGGGGCGCCUGCAAAGGUAGAUCCUCAGCAACUAAAAGACCUAUCAUUUCCCCCAACCCAGUAGUCAGCUUUGUACUGUAUGAGUCUCUAAAUUAAAUUAAACUCGAUUGUAGUAGCAAAGACGAUUUAUUAUUUGAAGUCAUCCUUGCUGCACAAAAUAUGGGGAAGAAGGUCCAAGUGUACAUUUGAGAAUGGUAUUUUCUAGUAUUAUCAUCCCCAGUUGGGAUUUUUUGGAAUUUGGAAAUGAGAAUUUUUAGGGCCUUGAUUCA
Messenger RNA from Magnolia sinica, 2606 nucleotides. RefSeq names its product aspartate--tRNA ligase, chloroplastic/mitochondrial-like. The transcript is spliced from 17 exons. The record is from RefSeq and is a predicted model, not a curated record. Gene Ontology annotation, cellular component: cytoplasm. Gene Ontology annotation, biological process: aspartyl-tRNA aminoacylation. Gene Ontology annotation, molecular function: nucleic acid binding; ATP binding; aspartate-tRNA ligase activity. NCBI's taxonomy places the organism in Eukaryota, Viridiplantae, Streptophyta, Magnoliopsida, Magnoliales, Magnoliaceae.